This is a messenger RNA of Fragaria vesca subsp. vesca, 1380 nucleotides long. RefSeq names its product UDP-glycosyltransferase 79B6-like. Gene Ontology annotation, molecular function: UDP-glycosyltransferase activity. The transcript has a single exon. The record is from RefSeq and is a predicted model, not a curated record. NCBI's taxonomy places the organism in Eukaryota, Viridiplantae, Streptophyta, Magnoliopsida, Rosales, Rosaceae. The coding region runs from base 1 to 1380 and encodes 459 amino acids.
AUGAGUGACCAAACUAUGCAUAUUGCUAUGUAUCCCUGGUUUGCUAUGGGACAUUUGACCUCUUAUCUCCACAUCUCCAACAAACUUGCUGAGAGAGGCCACAAAAUCUCCUUCUUCAUUCCCAUCAAAACACAACCCAAGAUGGUGCAAUUCAAUCUCCAUCCGCAUCUCAUUUCCUUCAUCCCCAUCAAUGUUCCUCAUAUUGAUGGACUCCCUCUUGGCACCGAAACCACAGCCGAUAUUCCUCUCCAUUUGCACCCCCAUCUUGCAACCGCUAUGGACCUAACUCGACCCCAAAUUGAACAAUCCCUUAGAGAAAUCAACCCGAAUUUCGUGUUCUAUGAUUUCAGUUACUGGUUGCCUGCAUUCCUACGUCAACUAGGAAAGACUAUUAAGUCGGUGCAUUACUGUACAAUUAGUCCUGCAACUGUGGGCUACUUGAUAAGUCCCGAGAGAAAACUGAGUGAGAAAACACUGACAGAAUUUGAAUAUAGGGAGGCUCCAACUUCAUUUCCUUCGUCUUCGAUCAAGCUACGGCCUCAUGAAGCUCGAGGACUUGCCUAUGGUGCAAACAAGGAAUACGGCCGUGGGAUAACAUUUCUCAAACGCCAGCAGAUUAACUUUGGUGAUUGUGAUGCCAUUGCGUUUAAAACUUGUAGAGAAUUGGAGGGUCCAUUUUGUGAUUAUCUCGAAACGCAACUGAGGAAGCCGGUGAUUCUUGCUGGUCCAGUUGUGCCAGAUCCCCCAAGUUCACAUUUGGAAGAGAAAUGGGCAAACUGGCUUGGAGGCUUCGACUCAAAAACUGUGAUUUUCUGUGCUUUUGGAAGUGAAUGCAUUUUGAGGAAAGAACAAUUGCAAGAACUUUUGUUGGGUUUUGAGCUUACUGGUUUGCCUUUCUUCGCUGCGCUGAAGCCGCCAACCGGAGUUGAAUCAAUUGAAUCAGCGUUGCCACAAGGGUUCUUGGAGAGGGUUGAAGGAAAAGGGAUUGUUUAUGGGGGUUGGGUUCAGCAGCCUUUGAUACUUAAGCACCCAUCUGUGGGUUGCUUUGUGACACAUUGCGGUUCAGGGUCUUUAUCCGAGGCAUUAGUGAAUGAGUGCCAAUUGGUACUCCUGCCAAAUGUGGGAGAUCAGAUCAUCAAUGCGAGGAUGAUGAGUGGUGAUCUGAAAGUGGGAGUUGAGGUUGAGAAAGGGGAUGAAGAUGGCUUGUUUAGCAAGGAAGGCGUUUGCAAAGCUGUGAAAGCUGUGAUUGAUGAGGACAGUGAGGUUGAGAAGGAGGUGAGGGCCAACCAUGCUAAGUGGAGGGAGUUCUUCUCCAGCAAAGGGCUCGAGAGCUCGUACAUUGAGGAUUUUGUACACAAGCUCCAUAAACUGCUAAGAUGA